CCGCCGACACGAUUUAGUGAUAUCUGAAGAAUGAAUGCAUAAAAGAACGUCGAAUGACACCGGAUAAAAACUAAAACUAAAAAUGGAGCAAGAUGGACCAAUUAACUUUAGAGCUCUAAGGGCAAAGUUUCAAGAGGAAGCAGCUCUGGCCCAAUCCAUUAACAGACCUGCAAUCGCUCAGAAGCCGAUACGCCUACCACCCCCUGGAGGUCACUGUGGACCUCUGGUGACCUCCAUGCAUUCGGCAGUGGAAAACAAGACACCUGUGAUCCCCCGGGUCAUUUUUAGGGAUGGAACCAAAGGUUUUCUGGGCAAACGCCCCAUCUCUUUUCCCCCACACUUCCUUCGCACCUCCCCUCCAGAACAGAAUGUUGGAUUGGAGAGCACAUCAAAGCAGUCCUUCAGAGACAGACGCAUGCCUCUAGUGCUGCCUGUACUGCCUAAGGAGAAGAAAACUGACACAGACUAUUUAGAAGGAGCACCACACCCAAUGGAGGGCAACAAAAGGGACAUUCUGCUUCCCUUCAAGUUGACUAAAGCCUUUAAUGUUGUUGAGGAAACUAGCAAAGAUCAAGUCUGUGCUGAGCCUACCACCAAAACUCUGGGGGAGGAGAAACAGAAAACAGUAGCUGGAGUCUCUCCUCAUGGGGACCGUUCCACCACAGAAAGGCCACCUUCCAGUCCAGACCAGACCGUCACCCCCCCGUUUGCUGAUCCAGGUGGGGACUCUUUACCUAGGGCUGGGGGAACCCAGUUCUUCGACCAACUGUACUCACUGGAGAAAGCUAAGAAAAGGUUUUCACCCCGACAACUUUUGUUGUAUACUCGGUCUAAGAGCUUGCGGUCCAAUGGAGUCCUCCUCCCAGAGAGUAACUCUGUUGUGACGGGGAAACAUCCUGAAGCAGAACUCCCUCACCCAGUCUGUCUCCCACACAUUGCCUUUGUUGCCGCCCGUCCUUUUUCAAAGAUGAAUGGCUAUUCACACAGUAAGAUAGGACGAGAAACUACUUUCAAAAGACAGUCUUCCCGGGAUCCUGGGGCUCAUCUGUCUGUGAUGUCUCAUGGGCCUCCCCCUCAACCUCCAAGAAAGCCUCUACCUGUCUUGGCCUGUUCAGAGUCUUUACCAGUGAAGCCUCCAAGACCACCAUGCGUAGAUCUCAGCCAAUACCAGCUAACCACGGCUAUGGACAAAGAAAUUGCACCAGAAGUUGAGCAUGUUACAUUUCACAAACCUGACCCCAAGGAGUCAUCUAUCAUCAAGCCUGAUCUUCACGCUCCAAAAUGUCCAGACUUUGAAAAUUCUGAGGUGGAAAAUACAAAAGAUACCACUCUUGGUAUAACUUCUCUGGAAUUUGAGUCCAAAGAUCAUGGAAGCCAUGAAAUUCCAGCUCCACUUGGCUUUGGAAUUCUAGAUUUUGAAGAGUUGCCGGUGUGUGAGCCUUUGGAACUGGCAAGUUUUGAUCUGCAGGCAUUGAGCCUUAACAACUACAACUUGAUGUGUCCAGAUCCUCCAAUCCUGCCAGAACCUCCAUUCCUCCAUGGCCCUGAAAUCCUUCCUGAACCUUUGGUUCUUCCACAUUCACCAGUCCUUGAGGUCGAGGUUAAAAAUGAAGCAUUUCCACCUCCUGUUCUAGAGCCUGAAAUGGUUGUCGCUGAGCUGGUGUCUGAUGAGCCUUCAGCCACUGAGUCAUCAGAGCAUGGUUCAGAGCAUGUCUUUUUUGGCCAAGUUCAACCACAGCCAAAUGUCUGUCAAGAAGAGAAUUACUACGAAGCCUGUAACAUUGUGUACGAGGAUGUUGAAAACAACAAGUUCAUCAGCGGGCAGAACUCCCGCAAGCGCAGAAGCAGUCCAAGGAAUCCAUAUGCUGUUCCCCAUCCAGAGAAGGAAGAACUUCGCAUGAAUCUUCGGCCUCGGAAUGCACGGUCUAGUAUUCCUAGACAACACAGUCUCUCAAAUCAUGCACAGCGACAUUGUCUCGAGAACCAUGAUGACAAAGAGCAGAAGAAGAAAGAGAAGCACCGUCUUGAAAAGGAGAGGAAGGAACUAAAGGAGAGGGAAAAGAAGGAAAAUGAAACGAAGAAGAAGUUCAAAAUCACUGGGAAGGAGGAGCCUUUGUACCACGCUAAGGUAAUGGUGGCUAGUAAGGUCCGCAAGAAUGACCUGCUGGUGAAGAGCGGUGAAACAGUCAGCAUUAUCCGAACCACCAGCUGUCCCAAAGGCAAAUGGCUGGCCCGAGACAACAACCACAAGUAUGGCUACAUAUCAGUGAUGAAUGUGGAGCUGAAUAUCAAGGAAAUGUUGGAACUGGGGAAGAAGGCCUCUCAGGCUGCAGGAAGAGCUGCUCCAGAAGGAGAUAGCAUCAGCAUCGAGAGCAGAUCUUUGAAUCAUCCCCCCUUGCACACUAGCAGUUUCACAGAUGACAGUGAGGAGUGGACAUGUGAGGAUGAGACCCCGUCCCUUUCCAACACUGAAAGCCGCACUCACAACCGGACUGUCUCCAUGUCUGAGAUGCUCUCUGCCCAUGCCAGUGCCCAGCAUACUGUCAGUGUUCCCGUCCUUGAGGACCCACACACACAACAUGAGGCUCUCCAGAAGUUAGCCGUCUUCUUUCAGCACAAAAAAGACGACUUCAGUGACCUUGUCGAAACUGGAGAGCAAACCUGCAGAAACAAAACCCUAAGUUUCCCAUUUGCUGUUGAAGAACCGACUUACUUGGAUCAGGAGGUUGACUUCUCUGUGGAUGUGGAACUCCUCCCUCCUCCAGAGCUCUAUGCAGACACUCAAUGAUUAUUGGCAACUAGUCUGAGAGCUUCACAAAGGCAGAGCCAGUGAUGCAAGUAGACUAAACCGUACACACACACAGAUCCCUCUACCUCAGGGAUAUAUAGUACCCCAGUGAUGUAUAGAUGCUUCCUUAUCAUUAGAGAUGAACACUUUCUUUGGUAAGAUAAGAUGUUCACAACGCUAUAAGGAAGGUCUUUCCAGAAUGUUCUGUGUGUAACUUUACUGUAUUCUUUGUAUACUGUACAAAGUUAAUAUUUUUGUAACUUUGUAGUCCUACCUGUGAUGUACUUGACAUGAUGUCUUUGGGAGUAAUAUUAGCCAUUGUGAACUGUCAACCAGCGUUUUUUUUCCAGUGUUGAACAUUUGUUUUGUGUGUUUCUGGAUGUUUGGUGAAGUUAUCCUAGUAGUAUUUUCAGUUGUACUUUUCUACACAGUUGUCUUGCCUCAAGUAGUGGGUCCCUGUUCAUGCACAAUGAGAUUUACCUGCACUAUACUGUAUAAGGACCAGUGUGUUGUCACCAUUCACUAGCACCUUGGUGGAAUUGUAAGUCUACAUGUUUUGUGGUCUGUUGGAUUGAUCACAUUUUCUGAGCUCUCGAGUACU
Molecule: messenger RNA, 3389 nt
Organism: Hypomesus transpacificus
Lineage: Eukaryota; Metazoa; Chordata; Actinopteri; Osmeriformes; Osmeridae
Exons: 19
Coding region: 83-2788 (901 amino acids)
Biological process (GO): protein localization to plasma membrane; integrin-mediated signaling pathway; T cell receptor signaling pathway
Cellular component (GO): plasma membrane
Molecular function (GO): protein binding
Source: RefSeq, a predicted model, not a curated record